Sycon ciliatum is the source of this 1204-nucleotide messenger RNA. RefSeq lists its product as uncharacterized. The record is from RefSeq and is a predicted model, not a curated record. The transcript has 3 exons. Lineage: Eukaryota; Metazoa; Porifera; Calcarea; Leucosolenida; Sycettidae. Bases 218 to 820 code for a protein of 200 amino acids.
GCUCACGCCACACUGUCUGUGGUUCUCUGCUCGUCAAGUUUUCUUUUCCUUCAGUUCCGAAACGAAAGCGCAUUGUAAGUGUCAAAGCUAAUUGCGGCCGCCGCUGUCCUUGACGCAGGUUUUUGACCAGGACUAAACCUCGGUGGAUGAGCUAAGCUGUGGUGUAUUCGUAGCCAAAGUCGACGAUUGUUGUUCUGUUGCGUUCACGAUAAUAACAAUGCUGCUGCCGCAUGCGAUUGCAGUGCUAUUCUUGACGGCAUCUCUCCAACCAUGCGACUCGUCCGAAGCAUCCGGGACCAGAGCGUUGACGUUGGCUUAUCAAGAGGCACCCACUGCUGGUCAAAAUGUCCCCAUGGGACUAGCUGUGCCCUCGGCUACAGUGCCAGCUGCCAUAGUUUGGAGCUCGGGUAUAGAGGGAAGCGGUCAUCAAGAUAUCGGAAACAUUGCCUCCUCCCCUAGCAACAUUGACCCGGCCUCCACUACGAUCACAGUACAACUCGGAACCACUGGGAGACGGGGUGACCACAAGGGCAAUGUGCCCGGAGGCAAGAAGAAGGGGAUGAGCGGACGGCUGAUCGCAGUAGCUGUCAUACUUCCAAUCAUGUUCAUCGGUCUGCUUGCCCUCAGCGUCCUUUAUCUGCAUGGUGCACGCUUGGUCAAACGCCCGCUGAACACUUCCCACAGCAACACCAGCAAUACAGCACGGAAUCGUGCCGCAACUCUCCACUUCGAAAAUGGCGACUCUAAGUCUGACGCAGCUCGAGCAUGGGGUGACGGCGAAGGCCGGACGAGCCAGUGGGUAGAUAUUGAGUUGCAGUGAAGAGCUACAAUGCUACGUGUUCAAGUGCUUCACCAGUAGAACAGCAUGCAUGUCUUCAACCAUGUACCCUGUGUGUGCGUGUGCGCGCGUGUAUGUGUGUGUGUGUGCGUGCGUGUGUGUGUGUGUGUGUGUGCAUGCGUGCAUGUUGCAUUGGUGUACGUGUGUGGAUGUACAUGUGUGUUUGUGCAUAUGUGUGUGUAUGUGGAUGUGCGUUUAAAAUGGAUGUGUGCCGUGGGUGGUGCAAAAUCGGGCUUUCUGAGUUUUGUAGUUUUGGCAGUUGCUACCUGCCUCAAAUCUUGAUUUGUUUCAUUCAGAUCUUUCUCUGUUUUCGUUGCCAUGAGACCACAGCUGAUGGCAUUCAUCCAAUUCACUUCCAGAAAUGCA